AUGUCUUUCGCCCGUCUGUCCUCUGUAAACCCGUUGGCACUCGCGGCGCUUUUCCUUCUCCUCUCCACUCCUUUCCACUCGGCCUCAAGCUUGUCGCUGCCGACCCAGCAGAGCCCGUUCCUCCCCUCGCAUCGACCGAACUUUCAGAGCCCUCCAGUCCCGCCGCGGCAGUCUGUGGACCUGUCUCUCUCGCCCUUCUCUGAUUCCAGGUCUACUCUCUCUCCAUGCUCUUCUCAGUCUUUCGCGGCUUUUGUCCACGAAUCGCACGCGACUCUGCCUGUCGCUCCUGGGCGGCUUUCGUCCACUUCGGUCUUUUCGUCUCGCGCGGGGGUCCUGAGCUUCGCCUCGCGGCGCCUCUCUUCCGCCGCCCGCCGUCACAGGGACGCCUGGCGCGCUCCGGCAGACGGCCGCGGAGCUCAGCAAACUGCCUCUCUUUCUGCAGAACCUAGCGACGGGGAAGCACGGCAGCCUCGCGGCGAGAAGCAGAGCGAGCUUCUGGCGCGAGAUGCGGCGUUGCAGGCUUGUGGGGUUCCCCUGGGAAGCCUAGACGCGCUAAGGGAGCUUCUGCGACGCUCUGAAGAGGCUCAGGCGCCUCCGUCGACUCUCCCUUCUGCGCUGUCCUCUCUGAUCUCCUCGUCGUCGCCUCCCUCAGAAGGGGUGAAAAAAAUCAUCCUUCUUGGCAGCACAGGGAGCAUCGGGAAGAGCACACUGGAGAUCGUCAAAGCCUUCCCCACCUUAUUCCAGGUGGUCGGCCUCGCUGCUGGCGGGUCCAACGUCGAACUCUUGGCUGAACAAAUCUCUCUCUUCAGGCCACAAUACGUGUACCUGGGCGACUCCUCGAAAACGUCCGAGCUGAAGGAGAGGCUGCGAGCAUUGGCAAACACCUCUUCCUUCCCUGUGCCUCAGCUGCUGCUGGGAGACGCCGGCCUCACAGAACUGGCCUGCACCGCUGAGUACGACGUCCUGGUCUCGGCUAUUGUGGGCUUCAAAGGCGUCCUGCCGACGCUGAAGGCCCUCGAGGCAGGCAAAGACGUCGCGUUCGCCAACAAGGAAGCCCUGGUUGCGGCAGGCCCGGUGUUUCGCUCGUUGCUGUCGAGGCGCGGCGCGCUCUACGGCGAAGCGACACCCAACGAGAGGGGCGGAGCCAGUGGGGCGGCGGAAGACACGCGCCCGACACGGCGUGGGUUGCUCCUCCCUGUGGACUCUGAGCACUCGGCGAUCUUUCAGGCGCUGCAGGGCGUCCCGCCGACGUGCUACCCCCCCAGAAAGCUGCUCCUGACGGCGACUGGGGGCCCGUUCCGAGGCAGGAAACGUGAAGCUUUGCAGCAGAUCACACUGGAAGACGCACUCAAGCACCCCAAGUGGAGCAUGGGAGCGAAGAUUACGAUUGACAGCGCGACGCUGAUGAACAAAGGCCUAGAAGUCAUUGAGGCGCACUUUGCCUUUGGAUGUCCAUACGCCUCGAUCGAGGUUCUCGUCCACCCGCAGGCGAUUGUGCACUCCGCAGUCGAGCUGCAGGAUGGCGCGACGCUCGCGCAACUCGGCCUUCCAGACAUGAAGCUCCCAAUCGCCUACGCCCUCACCUGGCCUCACCGCAUCGCCGCGCCAUGGUCUGCCGGCGUCGACCUCACGAAGGAGGGGGCUUUGACGUUCGAGAAACCGGAUCUGGAUACCUUUGGCUGCUUGCGCCUGGCUUACGAGGCCGGCGAGCGAGGAGGCGUCGCGACCGCGUGUUUGAACGCCGCGAACGAGAUUGCCGUAGAGAGGUUCCGGGGGAGAGAAAUUUCUUUCUUGGGCAUUGAGGACACUGUGCGUCACGUCAUGGACAUGCAGGCGACCGAAGGCAGCGCAGAUCCCGCCAAAGCCGUCUCGCUCGAGGAUGUCUUCGAGGCCGAUCGCUGGGCUCGUCAGGCAGCUCGAGAAUUCAAAUCCAAAAACUGA
Molecule: messenger RNA, 1941 nt
Organism: Besnoitia besnoiti
Lineage: Eukaryota; Apicomplexa; Conoidasida; Eucoccidiorida; Sarcocystidae
Exons: 9
Coding region: 1-1941 (646 amino acids)
Biological process (GO): isoprenoid biosynthetic process
Molecular function (GO): NADPH binding; 1-deoxy-D-xylulose-5-phosphate reductoisomerase activity; protein binding
Source: RefSeq, a predicted model, not a curated record